CCUAUCUGGCGCCUUCUGGCCGGGAGCAGUCCAGGUCCAUCUUGGCUCUUCGUCUCUGCCACCGCCGUCGUCGUCGUCAGACGCCAGCACGCUCUUCUUCUCCUUGUUGACGUCGUUCUCAGUAAUGGCGGCGUCGGGAGGCGGAUUGUCGUCGUCCGCCAACGUCGCAGCGGCCUUGUGCGCGCAGACGACCGCCCGAGCUCGCUUCCCGGGCCGGCCGUGUGCAAGCCGCGUCGGCCGGCUGCGGCUCGGCAAGCGAAGCAAACGCGGAAGGCUGAGCUCGGACGACGGCGAGUCGGCCGACGGAGGCCCGAGGCCCGUCAACAUCGGCCUCGCGUUGAGCGACGACCCGGCCUUGCUGCGCCUGCUCGGGGUGGCCGAGAAGCACGGGCGGCGGAGGGAAGCGGGCUUCGACUCGAGCGAGGAGGAGGAAGACUUUGGUGGAUUUGGCGUAACCUCAGCUCGUUCACCGAACAAGGCAAAACUUCACAAAGCUGUGCAGCCUCCCGAAGCUGCGGAGAAACCCCCUGCAACCAAACCUCUCGUUGGGCAAAUAUUACCCAAGACCCCCAAAGCAGCGCUGAUUGGGAGUAUUGUAUCACAGAGAGCCAUAAAAGAAGAAGGAUUAAUUGGGAAGAUUGUUCCGCAGAGCUCCGAAGAUGAAGAAGGGCUUAUUGGGAAGAUUGUACCACAGAGUUCCGAAGAUGAAGAAAGGCUUAUCGGGAAGGUUGUAUCGCGCACCACUAAAAAAGAGUGGGUGGGUGUCAAAGAAGUGCCAAAGGGGACGCUUAAAGGGCAAGGCAGGAAGAUGAAAGGCAUCAGGACAGGUGUCGGGGCAGCACGACAAACUGAGCGAGACCAAACUGUCGAAAACACCUUUCAGGUUGAUGGAGUUGAGGUAGAAAUGUCAGACAACGCUUCGCCGCUGAGGCCCGCCAAGCGUGCCAGGCUGUUGGCGGCAUCCCUUCAGCGCCGCCAAAGGAAAAAGAUGAUGAAGGACGUUGCCGCGUCCCCGGAAAUCGGGGCGGAGGCCGGCGCCCAGAGCGGACCGGAGGCAGCAAUGCCACUGGAGGGGAUGUCGCCGCCGCCGGUGUUGUUGGGGCACCGCCCGUAUGCACGACACUCCCGCAAGUCCUUAUACGGCCACAGGAGGAAGAUGAAAGAUCAAAAGAAGAAGAUGAAAAACACCUUGGCCGCCAACACCGCCAGUCCUAAAAGGAAGCGCAUCAAGCACAUUUUUUACGCCUACGUCACUGAUCCCAGUCCUACUGCUUCGUCAGAACCCGAGCCCGCUCCUCUUACGGAGCAGCAAAACUCCCCGACCGUGACGACUGCACGCUCAUCCCGAGUCAUUAAAACACCAAAGCGUUUUUUGGAUGAGGCGAUGUUGCCCUUUCCAAAAGGCCACUUGUCCUCCUGGCUCAAGAAUCAACCGAAAGAGGAUGAGAAGACCAGCACAUCCUCUCACGAGUCCGUUUACGACACCAAGCUGGACAAGGACGCUAUAUCCGCGACCGACAAGUCGUCGUCUCCAGCGAAGCUCUCGGCGAGACCCGUUCACGCCACCAGUCACCUGGACUUCUACAAGAAACUCAAGAGGCUUACCCUGAAGCUGGCGGAAAAGAAGAGAGGCCAGUACGCCUUGAGGGCAGACGACAAAGACGGCACACGUCCGGACGAUUUAAGCGUGCAUGUCAAGAAGAGGAGGAGGCGGAGGUCCAAACUCACUGUGGAGGAGUUGGACUCGCCCGGUGUGGUGAGGAAGCUCGCCGUGGUCGUCAACAGCGACGCCAAGACGUCCUCACAAACAUCCCCGGAAGAUGCCGACAGGAAUAACGACGCAGGGAGCAGCGAGGCUCGCCCGGCGGGGGCACUGGCGCCUGAGGCAGGCGUGGCCGGAAACCGCGUGGUGGGCCUGAGCGGAGCCAACAAGAGAAUGCUACACCUGCUGAAGAAAGCCAAAGUGCAGCUCAUCAAGAUUGACCAGCAGAAGCAGUUCAAGCUGUUGCAGAUGAGCUCCAGUGAGUCACACAUGGCAGUGAGCGGAAGAAGGAAAAGGAGAGUCAACCUGUCUCCUAAACUGGGAAGUCCUCAGGAGCAGCCUUUGGGUGGUCCCAGGAUCAAGCACGUGUGUCGGGCAGCAGCAGUUGCCCUGGGCCAGCCGCGGGCAAUGGUGCCCGACGACAUUCCGCGGCUCAGUGCCCUGCCGCUGCACGAGAGGGAGGGUAUCACCUUUUCUCCCGCCAUUGAAGAUGUCGCAGAUGAUGAUGAUGAUGAUGAUGAGGACAUCUCUUUUGGAGGCGGGGCUCAGUGGCUUGUCUCCCAGGAACCCCUUCAGGAGCAGCCAAAGCAGUGGCGGCGGCGUGGCCGGCGCCGCGGCCGCAAGUUCAAGAAGCGCAAGAUCCUGAGCCGCUACCUGCCCGGCGGCGUCCGCUCGCGGCGCUGUGGUGCGUGCAAAGGGUGCCUCGUGGACAGUGACUGUGCCAAGUGCGCCCAUUGUCGCGACAAGCCCAAGUAUGGCGGGCCAAAUACGAAGCGACAGUGUUGCAUAUACAGAAGGUGUGAAAGAAUUGAAGCGGCAAAGACGGAGCGCUUUGUAAAACAAUUCAAAGUGCGGGCCAGGAAGUCCAAGGCGGCCGUGUCGAGCAGCGACGAUGGCAACUGGGGCUCCGUGCAGUCGAGGAAGACGUUAGUGCCGACCAAGAUCCGCAAGCAGUCCCUGCGCGACAUCACGCCGCGCUCAUUCAGGAACCUGCUCAAGUCUGAGUCCGAUGAAGAGCUCGAGGAUGAGAUUAUGACGUUCAAGACAGAGAAAGUGACCGUAAAGCAAGAUUUAGGACUUGAACUGUCCCUUUGUGAUGGCCCUCCUCCAGAGGCUGUUAAGCAGCGGCGGCCAUUUUCUAAAGGAAGACCAAGAGCUUACAAGGAAUUGCAGAACACGGAAGAGGCGGCGCCCAGCGAUACGUUCCCCUGUUCCGGCCCACCCGGAACCCCUGUGUCCAAACUGCGGCGGCAGCUCAGAGUACACAUAUACCGCCUCCCUGAUCCUCACCUGCAGCCGCCCCAGCGCCUGGAUCCAAACCUUAAACAGUCAGAACCCGAAUCGAUGCGGCCCCUAACACAGUCUAGUGAGCCGCACGCACUGCAUGCCGUAACGCCCCAGCUCGUAACACGGCCUGCGUCUGAAACGCAGCCCCCUUCACGUGUCCUCGUGUUGCGACUGCACCCCUUGGCUCAGUCUGUGGUGCACGCCGCCGUACAUGGGCGGAAAAGUGAAUCGGCGCCACCCCGAGGGAGUCCAAAGUCCGCGUUGCGCUCAGCUCCAACAGAGUUUGCGACCACGUUACACUUUCAAGGGGACGCACUGUCGCAGAUGCAACCCCUCCACGUUUUGAGUGACAAAGAAUGCACAGAGGACAGAGCAGAUGACGCCCGAGAUGACGCCCAAGACGGACAAGAGGGGACGGUGCUGCAAAGGCCGCCAGGAACUGACCCACACUGUGUCCUUCCUUCCCAGAAUGCCGCCGAGGGCUCGUCGGUCAGCGCACCCGUGGGUUUUCCUAAUGGACUUCCCCAGAAGGGCCCAGUGCUGAACAAGACUAAGAUCCGUGUGGAUUUUAAGGAGGACUGUGCAGUCCAGAACGUGUGGCUAAUGGGUGGCCUCAGCGUCCUCACGUCUGUCCCCACCACGCCUCAGCCCGUCUGUCUGCUGUGUGCCAGCAAAGGACGACACGAGAUGAUCUACUGCCAAAUAUGCUGCGAGCCCUUCCACAGCUUCUGUCUCUCUGCUGAGGAGCGCCCCCUGGGGGAAAACAAGGAGAACUGGUGCUGCCGACGCUGCAAAUUCUGCCACGUGUGUGGGCGCAGGAGCAAAGUGUCUAAGCCUGUGUUGCAGUGUAAGAGGUGUCAAACCUCCUACCAUCCCUCUUGCCUGGGACCAACAUACCCAAAGCCAAUGAACUGCAGCUUACCCUGGCUCUGCAUGACGUGUAUUCGCUGCAAAAGCUGCGGCGUGACGCCCGGAAAGUCGUGGGACGUGGCCUGGAACCACGAAGAGAACUUCUGCCCUGACUGUGCUGUUCUUCACGACAAAGGUCACUUCUGCACAGUUUGCAACAAGUGCUACGAAGAGGACAGCAGCCAGCGGGCGCGCAUGAUUCAGUGUUCCAAAUGUAGCCACUGGGUGCAUCACUGCUGUGAAGGACUAUCAGAGGAGCUGUAUGGGCUGCUGUCAAGCCGACCCCAGGACGCAGUCUUCACCUGUUCCCCCUGCCGUCAGCACGCUGGCGAGAAUGGCAGCCUGAGGGAACGUCUGCAGAGCCAACUGCUCCUUGGCCUGGAUGAGGUGCUCGCCGGCCUCCUCGCCUCCAGCGCCACAUGGCACCUGGCGUUCUGUCAGUCGUGUCAGGAAACAAACAAGACUGAGUUCAUCGGGGAGCAGCCACCAGUGUGUGAUCUACAAGCCAUGGACAGAAAGUUAAAAGGAGGCAAUUACUCAUCCAUUAAAGCAUUCCAUGAAGAUGCAGUCUCUAUAAUGAGGAGGUGGCUCAAGGAGGAAGAGGAUGAAAAGCCAUCCAUUCAGGCCAGGGAACAUUAUGCCAAAUUGAUGGUGCAAGUAUUCAGCUGGCUUCCCGUAUACCACCAAAACAAGUUGAGGUCGUUCUCUGAGGACCUGCCAAGUGGUGUGCUCCCCGAAGCCGUCAUCCCACCCUCUAAGGAGCACAGCUAUGCGCAGUGGACGCAGAGGACAUACCAGCUUAGGGAGAGUAGAGGGACGCAGGCGAGGAAAGCUGACCUGCUACAUUCACAAGGUGUGAUGGAUGCGGAGGCUUCCAAAGAUUGCCGACAGUGUGCUUUGUGCCAGCAAUAUGGUGACUCUGCUCCCAAAGAUGCAGGACGACUGUUGUACUUGGGCCAGAAUGAGUGGGCCCAUAUUAACUGCUGCCUUUGGUCUGCCGAAGUGUAUGAGAACAAGGGCGCCCUCCUCCAAGUACACACUGCAGUCUACCGGGGCCGCCACUUGCGUUGCGACCGUUGCGGGCAGUCGGGCGCCACUGUGGGCUGCUGCCUCUCCACCUGCCAGAGUAACUUCCACUUCAUGUGCGCACGAGCCCAAAACUGCGUGUUCCAGCGGGACCGUAAGGUGUACUGCUUCGAGCACACAGAGCUCGUCAGUGUGGAGACUGUCUCUGGGGAAGGAUUUGAAGUCCCACGGCGAGUCUACGUUGACUUUGAAGGGAUCAAUCUCAAGAGGAAGUUCCUCACGGGCCUCGAGCCUGAAUCAAUUAAUAUGACCAUCGGGUCUCUACAGAUCCAGAAACUCGGUGUGUUGUCAGAACUCUCAUCAAAUGGGAGGAUGUUAUACCCUGUUGGAUACCAGUGUUCUCGAUUAUACUGGAGCACCGUGGAUCCGCGCAGACACUGCAAGUACACCUGUAAAGUGACCGAAGUAAGCACCCCCCUGCCCGGCGAGGAACAGGAGCUCCUCAUGAAGCGCGAUCAAGAGGAAAAUCAAACUAUUGUCCAUAGUCCCAACAGAGAUGUGGAGACUCUGGACAGUUUAAGCACCACAUCCAGCCCCCUUUCCUCUGCUACUCCAUCACCCAACUCAAAACUGCAUCAUUCCCCUGGAUCCAAACACCACCACUACUCGCAGACAAGGAGGCCCGCUGGGGGAUCAUCCCGACCUCUCCCGUCUCCAGGUUUGGUGUCUUCCAAAUCACGUCACAUCUUCACGCUGCGUGACCUGGAGGACACUCACCGCCGUCGAAGGCCGUCGUCCAGGAGCCGCUGCAGCUCCUCCCCGACUGACAGCUCACGCUGCGCUGUCUUCAGCACCCCGCCAAGGUCUUCCAAUUUCGCUCCAUCGUCUCCUCCGCUGUCACGACAAAACUCCCUCUCACCCGGCUGGGGCUCCCCGCCUCGGCCUAUCUCCACUGGGUUUUCGCCUCGCCACGGCUCUCCGAGGGGCAGGCACGCAUUCAAGAUCACCACUCCCGUGUCCACCGAGGUUCCUCAAGAUUUCCUGGCGUCGUCUGAGACGGAGGAUGCCGCUGUGGUGACGACAAACGGGAUCUCACUUCCUCCCGAUAACACAGAUGGCCACUUAGAGCUGCCUUACACAGUGUUUGACAUUGACACCGAGGUAGCUGUGGCCUCCGUUCUCAACGCCAAACUCGAGUUUGACGAGACCCUGCUGACUGAUAACAUGUUGCCGGGUGGCCGACUGGAUGUUGAAAUGCCGGAGGUGGAGUCUGAUGACGAAGACCACGCAGUAAAACUCACGCGCACUGUGGUGUGCGAGGCCACCAGUGGCGCGCAAACCUCAGCCCUGCCCUCCUCGCCGUCCAUCUCUCAGUUGGAUGGCGCUGACGACGGCUCGGAGAGCGACCGGAGUGAGGAGGCCGAUGACACAGGAAGAGCCGACGCUGAAAUUCACGCUGACGUCAACUCGCCCACGAAGCAGCUGACGGUCGCUCUCAAGAGGUUGGAGUCUAUUUAUGAGGCGGAACAAGGUAUGAGCGUGGCGAGCGGCUUCCCGGAAGAUUCGUCUGCCCCUGUUUUCCUUGACGCUUUUGACAUGGUGCAAAGUGAGGAGGUGCUGAUAGACGGUGACACAUCUGCCAAGGACGUGUUUCUAGAAGCCCCUACUGGGAGUUUUGUUGCCACAAAAGACGUCAGUUUGGUGUCGACAAGUAACAAUCGAGCCGAGGACGACAAUGCGUCAUCAGCAGACUCCACUGAAGGCUUCAAAGAUGAUGUCAAUGACCCGGACUAUUCUCCCGAGCUCAAAAGCCCGUUGCCAAUGAAAAGAAUCAUUGUCAAAAAAAUAUGCCACAGUCCCAAAAUGAAGAACUUGUUGCCAAAGCAGAGUGUCCCUCAGCAGCAGCAGAAAGUCAAGGUGUUGCUGCCCCCUCGGUCAGUCCAGGUUUUAAAUGUGGCACCUCUGACCAGCACUCUCCCGCGCACCGUCACCUCGCCCAUUCUUCUCAACGGGAUUAACACUUUAAAUGGCCAACCUGCUGUCGUGCGAGGCAAAACCAUUGCCAUCCGCUUGGACAAGCCCGCAGUGCCACAGCAACCUACUCAACUGGUGGUUCCCAUGCCGGCUGUGGCCGCCAGUGAUUCACCGACCCCGGCCACCAGUGUCGCAGCGACCCCUCCGGUUACCCCCCAGGUACUCCUAGUCAACAGUCAAGGUCAGAUCUUGCUGAAAAAUCCCAAAACCAACACGUACCAGACGCUCAACACAAGCUCUCCCACUUACAGCAAGAUAAGCCAGAUCGCCAAGAUGCUUCACAAGAGUAACAACUUGAAGCGCCCCAUCCCUCGCCUUACAGUCAAAGCUUGCACCAGCGCCGAGCCCAGCAACAUCCCCCAUACCCCAGCGCCCAACAACAAAGUCAUCUACCGUGUGGUGCCCAUCAAGCGCAUGAGCCCCCCGCCCGCAGUAACUGUCCAGCGUAAUCCCUCCUCUGUUUUGUCCGAGGCCGAAACCGCUCAAGCGAUUAUUAACAGAGCCAUGGAAUCCCAACAUGACCCCCCAAGGGCAAAGCCCCUCAUCCUUGGUGGCCAACAGAUGAGUGAAAAGCCUUCAGGACCACCUCAGCAAGCUGCCCACCAGCAGCAAAGUCAAUCUGCUAGUGGAGCCUUGGAACGCCCACGUAUCGUGAUCAGCGUGCAGACUCACAACCAGCAGAUGACACCUGCGCCCCCGCCGCUGCCUCACGUGCGUGUCAGGCUCCCGACCUUCACCCCUCAGAGAAGAAAGAGGAAGAGAGCCAAGAUGGACAUCCUGACAGAUCCCUCCGGUGAUCAUGAAUACCAUCAGGAGUGCAGAACCCAGCGAAGGCCGGGCGUUGCUCCAAGUGCUUCACAUGGUGAGACUGCAUCCCGCAAUCUGAGAUUUGGGGUUGGCCGGCGACAAUUGCUUUCAAGCCAGAGAGGUGUCAAAGUAAAACAGCCUGUGAAAGAUGUUCGUGAUGUGGACAAGGAAAAUUUGAGAAUUGCUGCACCACCGCUGCCAACGUCCCCAAGGACUUCUCAUUCCGAGGUUCCAAGUAGUCAGACUCUCACGCACAAGUGGAUCAGUGCUCGCCAUGGAGACCUAUCCGAAUGGGGCCCGCUUGCAGGUUGUAGUUCCGAUGAUGAGGCCCCUCUGCCCAAGCACAAAAAGAGGAGCUACAUGAACCAGCCUCACCUGCGCUUUGAAAUCACCAGUGACGACGGCUUUAGCGUCAAAGCUAACAGUAUGGAGGUGGCUUGGCGUGCCGUGAUCGACGGCGUCCAGGAGGCACGAGCGGCCUUCCGCCUCAGGCAGCUUCCCUUGGGCUGCAUGAGCGGGCCGCGGGUACUGGGCGUGGUUCACGACGCCGUCAUCUUCUUGUUGGAGCAACUGCACGGCGCUGCCGACUGCAAGAGCCACCGCUUCCGCUUCCACCGUUGUGACGGCGUCGAGGAGGAGCUGCCGCUCAACCCCAGCGGCUGCGCCCGCGGCGAAGUCUACACGCGGAAAGCGACGUUCGACAUGUUCAACUUCCUGGCGUCUCAGCAUCGAGCACUCCCUGACACAGUCUGUCCCUAUGACGACGAGGACGACGAGUUCCCGCUCAAGUCGUCCAGGCGAGCCACCAACAGUGAGCUUCCCAUGGCCAUGAGAUUCCGACACUUGGAGAAAACCUCCAAGGAAGCUGUCGGGGUUUACAGGUCUCUCAUUCACGGCCGAGGGCUUUUCUGUAAGAGGAACAUCGAAGCGGGGGAAAUGGUCAUCGAGUACGCCGGCACCGUCAUCCGCUCGGUGCUGACGGAUAAGCGGGAGAAAUAUUAUGACAGCAAAGGCAUCGGCUGCUACAUGUUCCGCAUCGACGACUUCGACGUGGUGGACGCCACCAUGCAGGGCAACGCGGCGCGCUUCAUCAACCACUCAUGCGAGCCCAACUGCUACUCGCGCGUCAUCAACGUGGACGGCCGCAAGCACAUUGUCAUCUUCGCGCUGCGCAAGAUCUACCGCGGCGAGGAGCUGACGUAUGACUACAAGUUCCCCAUCGAGGACGAUGAGAGCAAGCUGCGCUGCAACUGCGCCGCGCGACGCUGCCGCCGCUUCCUCAACUAGCGGCCUGAGAUAUGGAAUCCUUGAUACAGGACACCUCCAGUGGAUUUAGUAGUACAAAUUGAUCCGUAAAAUAACAUUUUACAACAAGAAAAGUACUCAGGUGUGGUCUGUUGGAUGGAAUCUUGACACAUGAGCCAUAUGUCAAUCACAGACUAUUUAUAUAGUGUGCACUGGGCGUCGUGACUCAUGAUGCGCUUUUACCAUAUUCAACUUCAGUUUUUCACAGUUUUCUCGCAGGGAGAUAUUUAUUUAUCACUUUUGCUAAGGCGGAAUCCUCCCCCCCCCUCCUCCUCUAUUCUAGCAUCCCACAACUUCGUUUAUGUUUGCUUUACUGAGGUGUUGGUGGACUCCACCUCGAAAUAGUUUUAACCGUACUCUUCGGGAAAGCUGCUUUUAUCCCGAAUUCUUGUUCAGUUUGUGUGUUUUAACAAUGAAUACAAUGCUUCUGUGCUGUUCCUUUACAGGUUAUUUUUUUGUAUAUUUGAACAAUAAAUGUAUAUGGAAAUUAACUCAUUUGUGCUUUUACCUUUCCCAGUGAAAGGCGGACUAAAAAUGGGAGUUUGAUUUUUGAGGCUGGGAAAUUUUCCAGCCACAUCAGUGUUUCCAUGUGUUCUACCUCAUGAUGAAACAUUUUGUCUUUCAACAUAACAAGACAUGAUCUAACAAUAAUUACUAACCCUAACUUGAUCGACCCAUAAUUAUUAGUACGACAACCACUAUAUUUCCUGUUGAAAAAAAUCUGUCCGAAUAAUACAUUCUGAUGUUUUUUUUUUACAUUUUUGGGCGGGGUUGGGUGAUGGUGUUUUAGGCUUCGCGCUUUGUACAUAGUUGUAUAAAAGGUCUUUCUAAACCUGUUACAUAUUUUUCUACCUGCGGUUUUUGUUUUAUUUAUGUUCAAUAAACCUUUUACAUGUUCCAAUUCUGCUUUGUGCUCAAGUGUUUUUGCUAUUAUGUUUUACAGAUCUUAUGAGGCAAAAGAGGAAGAGUGAUGAUAAACGUAGAACAGGAAGUGACAAAGGUAGCUUUAUCAAGCAAAGUCUACACAUGUUCUACUUCUAGUGUCAUUCUCUAAUGUAAGUUUUCUUUUGCAUCAUGGUGAGUUGCUUUUUGUGAUUGCUUGAAAAGAAAUAAA
Phycodurus eques (leafy seadragon) is the source of this 10244-nucleotide messenger RNA. Its product is annotated as histone-lysine N-methyltransferase 2B-like. NCBI's taxonomy places the organism in Eukaryota, Metazoa, Chordata, Actinopteri, Syngnathiformes, Syngnathidae. Gene Ontology annotation, molecular function: DNA binding; histone H3K4 methyltransferase activity; zinc ion binding. Gene Ontology annotation, biological process: positive regulation of DNA-templated transcription. The record is from RefSeq and is a predicted model, not a curated record. Gene Ontology annotation, cellular component: histone methyltransferase complex; nucleus.